GGCUGCAGGAGCUGGAAGCUGGGAACUUCCCCACCGCCCUCUCUCUCCUUCAGGAGGCUGCAGGAGGAUUCUGCUCCAAGAGGGUCCUGGCCCAGAUCUACACCUGCCUCAGCUGCUGCGCUCAGCGAAUGGGCAAGCCUCAGACAGCCCUUCAGCACCUGAAACGGGCCCUCCAGGUGGACUUCCAGUGCCUUCCUGCCCUGUCCCAUGUGGCAGCAGUGUACCAUGAGCUGGGGGAGACCGAUGCAGAGCUGCAAGCCCUGGCUCUGCUCUACGAGGCUCUGGAAAAAAACCCUCCAGCAGCUUCUUCCUCUAGUCCACAUUUCCUAAUGCGAACAGAGCUCCUUGUCCACACACCAUUACUGGCUUCUCUCCUUCGCCAUCGCCAGCCCUCUGAAGUGAAAUACCUGCUGGCACAGCGGUGUCUCCAGGACGGGAGGGUGGCUGAUGCAGUGGAACAUUACCUGGAUUUUCUAGCUCUGCUUCAGGAGGGUCUGCAGCAGCAGGUGCCCCUGGAUGGUAGCUCAGCUCUGCCCAGGAUCCCUGAGGUGUUCCUGGAAGCAGCAUCUGCCUUGGAGCAGGCUGGGAGGCACCAGGACGCCAUCACCCUGUGCGAGGAGGUCAUCAGCCGAACGACUGACCUGAUCCCACGGAUGCUACGAGUGGAGGAGAGGCUGGAGCAGCCAGAGUGUCCCUCACCAGGGGCAGGGCUGGUGGGUGGACUCCUGUCCCAGAAGAAGGAGAGUCUGUGCUGCCUUGCCUGGAGAGCAGCUGGAUACCUGCAUCAGGGCUGGGCAUGGGCCGCGCUGGGCGAGAGCAAGGAGGCCAUAACGCACUUCAGCAGGUGCCUUGGUGAUCUCUUGCGAGUCCAGCUCUGUGGGUCUGGCAUUGAACCAACAGAGAAUCUCCUGCCAGAAUUUGAGGUGCUCCAGAAGAUCAGGUUGCUCUCCCUCAUCGGGCGAGGUACACAGUUCCUGGAGCUGGGGAGGCACAAGGAAGCCUUGUUGGAUUUCCAGCACGGUUUGCAGAUCUCGCCAGGUGACCCAGCUGCCACUUCCUACCUGGUGCAGGCCUUGUGGAAACUGAACCGAAAGCAGGAGGCAGCAGCUUGCUGGCAAAAGCUCUCCCAGAGCCCUCCUGAGGAGGAGGGAAGGCCCUUCCCUUUGUACCUGGUUUCGUGUCUGGAACAGGCGAUGUUCCCACACGGUGACUCUCUUGCCAGAAGCAUACAGGAUUACCUCAGGGCCUCAAACCAGGACCUUUCCAGCUAA
Molecule: messenger RNA, 1271 nt
Organism: Antrostomus carolinensis (chuck-will's-widow)
Lineage: Eukaryota; Metazoa; Chordata; Aves; Caprimulgiformes; Caprimulgidae
Gene: FANCG
Product: FA complementation group G
Exons: 9
Biological process (GO): interstrand cross-link repair
Cellular component (GO): Fanconi anaemia nuclear complex
Molecular function (GO): protein binding
Source: RefSeq, a predicted model, not a curated record